CACGAGCCGCGUAUUGUCGCUGUUCUCUUCACGCGACUCCAGCGGUGCAUCUGCAGCAGCUCACCUGUCUGUGUGUGUUUGUGUGUGUGUGUGUGUGCGCGUGUGUUUAUAUGUAUAUGCGCGCGCCCUCUCGUGUGCGCGUGUGUUGCUCAGUGCAAGGACCCAAACCUGGACACACGUUUGAAGGAGAUCCUGCCCUCAUAUGCAGAGGCAGAGAUAAACCAAUGAGGAGGCUGCAGCAACACAACAAUAGCUGUCCACUCUGUGACUAAUCUGUGUGCUGAAGUAUCUUCUGUUAUCAUGGCAAAGAGCCCGGAGGUUAAAGUGGCUGUUUUUGGAAGAGCUGGAGUGGGGAAAUCAGCGUUGGUGGUGAGGCUCCUGACCAAUCGUUUCAUCUGGGAGUAUGACCCUACGCUAGAGUCUACAUACAGACAUCAAGCCAGUAUCGAUGAUGAGACGGUCAGCAUGGAGAUUCUGGACACAGCUGGACAGGAAGACUUGCUGCAGAAGGAGGGUCACAUGCGCUGGGGUGAUGGAUUCGUUCUGGUUUAUGACAUCACCGACCGCAGCAGUUUUGAGGACGUGGCUCCGCUGCGCAGUCUGCUUGAGGAGGUGAGGAAGCCACGCCACGUGCCCCUGGUGCUAGUGGGCAACAAAGCCGACCUGGAGCACGCGCGCCAAGUGGCCACAGAGGAGGGCGAACGUCUGGCCGCCGACAUGGCGUGUGCUUUCUACGAGUGCUCGGCAUGUUCAGGCACAGCGGGCACCUCAGGCACCGCAGGCACCGUGGCCGAGGCUUUCCACGAGCUGUGCCGCGAAGUGCGUCGUCGCCGUGCUGUCCAGGGCAAAAGCCGGCGCCGUAGCUCCACCACUCACGUCAAACAGGCCAUCAAUAAGAUGCUCACUAAGAUCAGCAGCUAGGGAGAGACGACAAGAGGAGGACAGAGUGGCUAAAGGAAACGGGGGGAUAAGUCACAAUUGCCUAGAGAGCUGGCUUUUCACAGAAAAGUGAAAGCUUUGCUGUUCUGGAUGGACAAAAGAAACUCAGUCACUUUUUAUUAAAAUCCCAUCAAUCUACAUUAUCGAUCCAACAAAACAAUACAGGACUAAAUAAAGUGUAAACAACACAAGGAGGUCAGACAAGUGUACAAAAUGUCAGUUUUGUAAAAUUUAGAGUACUCUUUUACUGACACACACAGAUUUUCCAUUGUGUCCUGUGCCACAGCUCGUAUCAUACAGGAAUGUUUUCUCAAGGCCUUCCCUGUGUAUAUUUGUUUUCUAGGCUGUAAUGAUUAUCAGAGUGACAGAUUACUCCAGAUCGAAUUCGCUCUUCGCCUGUUCGCUGCAUGUUGACCCGUUCGAGACAGUUAUCAAAUAAAUCAUCGUCCGCCCUCAUAAUAAAGUCGAAUGUCAUUUUUUUGUAAUCAGAAAUAUUUCCUGGUCCUCCUCUGCAAACAUCUUGGAACAUGUUUAUUCUAAAGAUUAUAUCUUAACCCUGGGCAUUUUUCUCUCUGGAAUGGAGUGAAGCAGUAAAAGAUGGGCCUUGAAGCAGCUGGUGUUUUUAAGAGCCUUUCCUCAAAGAGAGUUUCUGCUCUUAUCACUUGCAUGUUACAACCCACAUGGACUUGUUUAUCUAUCUAUUCUCUAUCUCUGUCCUUGUUCAUUCUUAAGGGAGACAUUUUAAAAUUUACCUUUAAUUCUGUACAGUAUAUAACUGCCUUAAUAUCUCAAAUGAAUCGUCAGAUGAUGUGUACAGGAAAUCUGGCAAUUACAGCCGAAGUAGCCAUGGUAACAUGCUAGCAUGUCUCGGGCCAGGUUUUUGUAAUUAAAAACGGUGGCAUAUUGUAAUAUAAGGAGCAGUGUGAGAUGGCAUACCACACUGUCUUUCUGGCUGUGCACUAAAUAAAGAUGACAGAGAAAUAUAUAUAAAUG
Hemibagrus wyckioides is the source of this 1932-nucleotide messenger RNA. It is a transcript of the gene rerg, whose product is annotated as RAS-like, estrogen-regulated, growth inhibitor. Gene Ontology annotation, molecular function: GTPase activity; GTP binding. NCBI's taxonomy places the organism in Eukaryota, Metazoa, Chordata, Actinopteri, Siluriformes, Bagridae. The transcript has 5 exons. Bases 301 to 921 code for a protein of 206 amino acids. The record is from RefSeq and is a predicted model, not a curated record.